AUGUCCUUGAAUGACUGUGCCACACCUGCAGGCUUGUCGGCGGCUGGCGUUCCGGGAAAGGCGCGUCGCUGCUGCACUUUCCUGGCAAGAGCAGCAGCCCAAACCAAAAUUGGGCAGGCGCGCGAAGGGGCAAAAACAAAGCACGUUAUAAAAAUUGGCAGGAAGUUCCUGCCCGUUGCGGGAUCCACGUGGUAUGAUUGGUGGAGACCGCCUGCCAGUGGCCCAAUCAAAAGCACAGUAUCACGUGGGAUUACGUCGUUGAUUCUGGAAGCCGCCGCGAUUUUCCCGAAACGCCUCGAACUGGCGUGA
Molecule: messenger RNA, 309 nt
Organism: Coccidioides immitis RS
Lineage: Eukaryota; Fungi; Ascomycota; Eurotiomycetes; Onygenales; Onygenaceae
Exons: 2
Coding region: 1-309 (102 amino acids)
Source: RefSeq, a predicted model, not a curated record